Molecule: messenger RNA, 1203 nt
Organism: Durio zibethinus
Lineage: Eukaryota; Viridiplantae; Streptophyta; Magnoliopsida; Malvales; Malvaceae
Product: transcription factor MYB111-like
Source: RefSeq, a predicted model, not a curated record
AUGGGGAGAUCUCCAUGUUGUGAGAAAGUAGGGUUGAAGAGGGGAAGAUGGACAGCAGAAGAAGAUGAAAUAUUAACAAACUACAUUCAAGCCAAUGGGGAAGGAUCCUGGAGAUCAUUGCCCAAACAUGCAGGUUUGUUGAGGUGUGGGAAGAGUUGCAGGCUGAGAUGGAUAAACUAUUUGAGGUCUGGUUUGAAGAGAGGGAACAUCACUCCUCAAGAGGAAGAAACCAUUGUCAAGUUGCAUAGUGCUUUCGGGAAUAGGUGGUCUUUGAUUGCUGCACAAUUACCCGGACGAACUGACAAUGAGAUUAAGAAUUACUGGAACUCCCAUUUAAGCCGAAAAAUUUACAGUUUCACCAAGACAAUAAAAGAAAACAAACCAAGUGACAUUAAUGUUGUAACAACAGCAGGAGAGGGCAUGCCAAGAAGGGGUAGAACCAGCCGAUCAGCCAUGAAAAGACACAAGUUAGCAUUGAUGUCACUAGGUAUUCCUAAGACUGCUAACCCAAAUGAGGCGUUUGAUGAUCACGCAGCCCCAGAAAGUAAUCCUGCAGGGGGAGAAACCCAGAACAGAAAAGAGUUGACAUAUUUGCAACUUGAUAACGAGGGUAGAAGAAACCUUGGAAUGCAUGGCUCUUGCAUCCACAGCAAUGCGAUGCCAGCAAGCAAUUAUGACGAUCAGAGGCAAAGCACAGGAAUAGCAUUAAGUUCGGGUGAAGAAAGCUCUAGAAUUGCAGUUGAAAUUUACGGCUGCAGCGAGGGAGAAACUGAUCAGGUACUGGGACCAUAUGAGUGGCUAGACAAUGAAAUAAAUCGUCUUAGCAGUAUUCUGCAAAGUGAUCAAGGUGUGGAUCCAAGUGGGAACCGUGCAGGCUUGACAACCACAAAUGGAGAAAAUGGGGUCAGGGUUAUUAUAACUGAUCAGGACAGGGUUAAUGGUGUCCAAAAUGGCGCUGAAAAUGAUGAUCAAGAAAGAGAAAGCUAUGGCAUCUGGAACUCAAAUGCAAAUAUUCCUGAUGAGAAAUGGCAGAUGUGUAACUCUUCAUCACCAGGGAAUUCAGGGUUUGAUGAUCAGGAAUGGCUUCAUUGGGAAUAUUCUGCUGGUGAUGAUCAAUGGGAAUUAUGGGAUGAUUCAGACAAGGUGCUUUGUUGGUUACGGGAUAGUAGCAAUGCUGAUGAAGCUGGAAACACACCAAAUUAA